Messenger RNA from Haliotis rufescens (red abalone), 1581 nucleotides. RefSeq names its product failed axon connections homolog. The transcript is spliced from 7 exons. The record is from RefSeq and is a predicted model, not a curated record. Lineage: Eukaryota; Metazoa; Mollusca; Gastropoda; Lepetellida; Haliotidae. Bases 199 to 1074 code for a protein of 291 amino acids. Gene Ontology annotation, cellular component: cytoplasm.
ACGUUAUCGGUUUGUUGUGCAAGACAGGUCUACUUCCAUAGACCGGGUGACAAAUAUCACGUAUAGCCUCACUUCACACGCAGUCCCGGGUCACGGUGCCCUAACAGGAGAGGACUCUUUCAACGCCGUCCUGCGAGGUCAACCCGAUAACAGCGCACUGCACAGUGACUUGCACAUUAGGCUAGCAGAUCACCAGCAAUGGAGACUCUCGUGGAUGCCUUCAACGACCUGGACACAUCACAGAAAGUAUAUGCUGUCGGAGGCGUUGUGGUAGCUGUAGGGUCGGUCGUCGCUCUCAGGAAACUGUUUUUCAAAGAGGCAAAAGCAAAGAAGAACUAUCCCCGAGAUACAGUGAUCUUUCAUCAGAUCGGUAGAGGUCUCUAUGCCCCAAGCUUGUCGCCAUUUGUUAUGAAGCUUGAGACCUAUCUCCGGAUGGCCAAAAUACCCUACCAGAACGUCCAUGGGUUGGUGCCAUCAUCAAAGGGCAAAUUCCCCUGGAUGGAGUACAAUGGGCAGGAGGUAGCGGACACAACACUGUGUAUCAACUUCCUCAACGAGAAGCUGGGGGUGGACCUCAACAGGAAUCUGAGUCCUGCUGACAGAGGUGUAGCUCAGGCAAUGCAGGUCAUGGCGGAAGAACAUCUGUUCUGGUUUAUCGUUCUCUUCCGAUGGCAAUUUGACAACGACAAAUCUUUGAUAUUAAAGACAUUUAAGUUCGGGAGAUUUGCGACGUGGAUGGUUGGACGAAAUCUCAAAAACCAACUAUGGAAUCAGGGUUUGGGCCGACACACAGAAGCGGAGAUAACUUGGAUGUUUAAGAAGGAUCUACAAUCCCUCUCCGACUUCAUAGGGACGAAGAAGUUCCUGAUGGGGGACGAGCCCUGUGAGACGGACUGCACAGUGUUCGGUCAGCUGUCAUAUAUCUACUGGCAGUUCAUGGGCACCAGGCAUGAGAACAUCAUUAAGGACAAAUACCCCAACCUUGCCGCCUACUGUGAACGUAUGAAGGACGCAUUCUGGCCCGACUGGGACCAGUGCAUCACACACGGUGGAACAAGGGAGGCAACAAAGUAAUAACUGCAAAUACCGUUUUCUUCCAAGGAGCUUUAGCUUUUAAUUAUUAUUAUGUUCGGGUUUAGCUUCAUAUGUUUUUUGCUAUGAUAUCUAUUCAAACAUAGCUCAAUACAAAGUACAUGAAUCAGACGUGACUGUAAUGGUUAUCAACUCGAUUAAUUCAUCCUUUCGACUAGAACUGAACUUCGCUGGCAUAUUUUGUGCCUCGACCCUGGUGCACAGAACGACCUUAACACUUAGACUACUCUAACUUCACUUACUUAAUCCCAGACUCAUGAUGAUUGUAGCGAUAAGUACACUUAGUGCAAUGAGGUCCUGACUAAAAAUGAACUGUAUAAAUAAUAUAAAACAUUUCCCCAAACAUUAUCGUUCGUACAGAUAGGGAGGGGGGCACGGGUGGCCCAGUCGUCUAAGGCGCCGCGAUUCGCUGUGCAGAGUUGCGUCCCUUUGGCACGCCAGAAACCUAUGAUUGUGGGUUCGAAUCCUGGUUCGCCCCAAUUAUGUUUC